Molecule: messenger RNA, 3427 nt
Organism: Myxocyprinus asiaticus (Chinese sucker)
Lineage: Eukaryota; Metazoa; Chordata; Actinopteri; Cypriniformes; Catostomidae
Gene: epn1a
Product: epsin 1a
Exons: 13
Coding region: 553-2487 (644 amino acids)
Biological process (GO): endocytosis
Cellular component (GO): plasma membrane; endosome; clathrin vesicle coat
Molecular function (GO): phospholipid binding; clathrin binding
Source: RefSeq, a predicted model, not a curated record
CGCACCAUCCGAGCAACAGCAGGGUCAGUCCAGACGAUAUUUCACAAAGUUGCUCCAUGUUAUUAUUAAAAUCAGUUACAUGACACGGUAUAUAUUUAUACGACGAACAGAACUCGAGAGGUGGUAGUUGUUAAGGAGAAUCACUAUCGCGUCUCUCUGUCACAUACUCACGCGCGUCCCUUUAUGAGUUCAGUUAGCAUAGUGCCGCGCGCUCAUCUCUAAAUGAGUGUUUUUAAUUCAGCACCGUGACAGAGACAACGGCAACACCAUCCUCUUCUCCCACCCUCCCGUCUUCACUACACCUACUCUGCUUUCUCGCUUUCCGCCUGAUCGUGUUUGAGAGAGAGUACGGGAGCUCAUCGUUGUUAUUUCACCCCUAAAUCUGUGCCUCUGGGCCCCGAUGUGGCCGUGCGGAGGUUUGGAACAGUGGACAGGCAAAACACUGAGAGCUCUGUGACCCUGACUUGAGCACGUACGCAGAGAGAGACAGAGAGGGGGGGAGAGAGACCGACACUCCCAGAUUUAGCAGAACCUGAUAGCCAGCCUGUUGCCAUGUCGACAUCAUCAUUGCGGCGGCAAGUGAAGAACAUUGUUCACAAUUACUCUGAGGCGGAGAUAAAGGUUAGGGAAGCAACAUCUAAUGACCCAUGGGGUCCCUCUAGCUCUCUGAUGUCAGAGAUUGCGGACCUGACAUACAAUGUAGUGGCCUUCUCAGAGAUCAUGAGCAUGGUCUGGAAAAGACUCAACGACCAUGGCAAGAACUGGAGACAUGUAUAUAAAGCUAUGACUCUAAUGGAGUAUCUGAUAAAGACGGGUUCAGAGCGAGUGGCACAGCAAUGCAGGGAAAACAUCUACGCUGUUCAAACACUCAAAGACUUCCAGUACAUAGAUAGAGAUGGCAAGGACCAGGGUGUGAAUGUACGGGAAAAGGCCAAGCAGCUGGUGACUCUGCUAAAAGACGAGGAGAGGCUACGAGAGGAGAGGAUCCAUGCACUCAAGACCAAAGAGAAGAUGGCACAGACCAGCAGUGCCUCUUCGGCCCCUUCUGCUCCUGCUAUAGGGGGAGGACUGCACUCGGGAGCAGAUGCUGAGCAGGCAUGGCCCCAGAGCUCAGGAGAAGAGGACCUGCAGCUCCAGUUGGCACUUGCUAUGAGCAAGGAGGAGGCGGAGCAGACUAGCACUGACCCUCUGGAAGAUGCAGAGCUCCGCUACGCACUCACAGUCAGCAAGGAGAUUCACCAAAAGGAGGAGCGUCUGCGCAGGGGGGACGACCUGAGGCUGCAGAUGGCCAUCGAGGAGAGUAAGAGGGAGAAAGCCAAGCCCGAGGAGUCGUCUCUGAUGGAGUUGAGUGCGGUAGAUCCUUGGGGGGCCCCUGCAACAGGCUCUGCGGGACCCUCUCCUCCUCCCGCUCUGGCUCCUGCACCAACAGCUGGGCCCUGGGGCCCAGCUGACCCAUGGGGAGCCGUCUCCCCUGCCACUCCGCCAAGUGCUGACCCCUGGCAUGGAGCACCACCAACAGUAGCCCCAGACCUGUGGGGUGACACUUCAUCUGGAGUGAAUUCUGACCCCUGGGCAUCUACAGCUGUGACCCCUCCAAGUGCCGACCCUUGGGCUUCCUCAGUGGCUAUUGCCCCCAUCCCACUCUCAGGGUCUUCUGAUCCCUGGGCAGCAGAUGGAGCCGCCCCUGCCACUGAUGGUUUGACGUCUGACCCCUGGAGUGGCUCAGUUAAACAGACUAAUGGCACAGCAGAUCCAGAGAGAAGAAGCUCCUCAGUGACUGGUGAUGCAAGUGGUGGAGGGAGCACAGGCUCUCCAGUGCCCUUUGACCUUUCACCACUCGGCUCCUCGCUGCCUGUUCGAAAAACGCCAGAAUCAUUCUUGGGUCCCAACGCAGCGCUUGUGGAUCUGGACUCAUUAGUAUCAUCAAAACCCAAACCAAAACAACCACCACCACCAAGCAUCUCCUCUGCAUCUCACAACCCCUUCCUACAGACACAGGGCCCUUCUUCAUCAGGUAUGGGUGUUACACAGGGAAGUACAAUUUCCAGUCGAGGGGUAUCUCCAACACCACCUUCAACUUCUAAUCCAUUUGGCGCAAACCCAAUGGCAUCUAUCUCCCCUCAACCUUCUUCACUUGGUCUGAGCCAGCUCCGUACAAGCCCUGUUCCCCCAAAUCCUAUGUUGGGUCACAUGCCUCCACCAACAGUGGGAAUGGUUCAGCCAGGGAUGGGCAUGCCAGGAAUGGGGGUCCCUAUGGCGGCCCCUGGUAUGGGCAUGGGAAUGGUACAGUCCAGUCCAAUGGGCAUGCCUUUCAGUGGAAUAUCCCCCAUGGGUCCAGCAGGAAACCCCUUGUUGAUGGGCCCGGGAGGCUCUGCGCCUCCUGCGCUAAUUUUGGGUGGGUCAACAGGGGUGGGUGGAGUAAUGGGAACAGGGGGAUCUGUGGGAGGCGGAGCGACAGGCACAAGCACCAACCCUUUCCUCCUUUGAGAUUUUUCACCGAUCCCAUGUGCCCUGUCCAAUCAACAACAAAUCCAAACCUGCUCUCCCAACACAAGUAGUUUGUGUUUGAAAAAAAGAAAUGUGUACAUCUCUAUAUUUAAUGAAAAAAAUAGUAAAAAACAUUUUUUUUUUUUUUUUUCACAAAAAAGCAUUUCAGUUUUUUUUUCCAUUUUAUUUUACACAGUAUUUGAGGUAUAUUUAUUUCCCUUUUCAAUUUAUAUUAUAUUUGUUUUCAGAUACAAGCAUGGAUGAUUGGCAGGGGUCAUUCAGUGAAUGCAGGCUGUUCAUAUUGUUAUAUUAGGAUGAUUGCUAUUGCUCAAAAAAAGAAAGAUGAAGAAAGUUGGAGGGAAAAAACAAGCCACUAAUGAACUGAUCUCAGUGAAUCAUACACAUCUUUCUCCCCAUUUCAUUGAUGGUUGAAGAAAAGAGCCGGUGAACUUCUGAUGAAAGAGUGCAUGAAGGAUGACCGUGGGACAGGUUCACUCUGAGAGGACUGAGAAGAAUUCAACUCUCCAUUUCAUUCACAACUCUAGUAAAAAUCAUUGAAUAGUUGUAUUUUAAUUUAAUGUUUAAUCUUGUGUAAUUUAUUUUUAUCUUAUGUCUCUGACUCCUGGGAACAAUUAAACCAAGGAAAAUUGCACUGGAAAUUGCCAUUAAAAGAGAUGCCUGCUUGGUCUCCUUGAACCUGCGAAAUUUCAGUCUUAUACACUUGUGAGUUGCUAAAGGGGGCUGUAUGUGUGUGUUUGAGCAUGCAUGUCUGUAUGUUGUGGAGGGAGUCAGUGUGUGUAUGAUGACUUGUCCAGUCUUUUCACUCAGCUCACUGCUGUGCUUUUGUUGGGGUUUUAGCAGCACAGUCUCAUAACAUAACUGGGCCCAUCUUUUGUUAUAAGGGUCCUUUAUUUUCAAUUAUUUAUUUUUGCAGUUUUCU